AUGCUUUCCAAAUUUGAUCCUGUUAUACAGAAACACGUAAAACGAAUUAAAGAUAAAGAAACUCAUGUCCAUUACCUAGGACACAGAAUUCAAGAUGAGUUGAUAGAAAUAAUGGCAAAUGAAGUUCGAAAAUCAAUUAUAAAUUUAAUUAAAAAACAUAGGUACUAUUCCGUGAUCAUUGAUUGCACUCCAGAUAUUAGCCACCAAGAGCAAGUAUCCUUAGUAUUUAGAAUUGUCAACAUGCAUUGGGACAAAUUAACAGAACCAAGCAUUCAAGAAUUGUUUAUGGACUUCGUGAAUAUUCAUUCAACGUCAGGAUUAAGUCUUUCAAAUUUGUUGAUUUCAAAGCUUGCAGAAUAUGAGAUACCUCUUAGUGACUGCCGAGGUCAGGGGUAUGAUAACGGAAGCAAUAUGGUUGGAGAAUAUCAAGGAGUACAGUCACGUAUUCGAGCUCAAAAUCAAAGAGCAUUUUUUGCCCCAUGUGCUGCUCAUAAGCUAAACUUACUCCUUUGUGAUGUUUCUCAAAGUUGUAUUAGAGCAAUAUCAUUUUUUGGAAUGAUUGAACGUGUGUACACUCUAUUUUCAGCGUCUACAAAAAGAUGGGAUAUUUUAAAAAAACACUGCUCUAUAGUGUUAAAAAAGUGGACAGCUACACGAUGGGAAAGUAGAUAUAAAUGUGUUAAAGCGAUCAGAGAUCAACUACCUGAGGUACUAAAUGCUUUAGAAGAAAUAGCUGAAUGCUCUAAUGAUCCAAAGUCAGUGAGUGAAGCAAAAUCAAUUAUAGAUGAAUUGAUGAGUUUUGAAUUUGUUUUGAGUCUGGUAAUCUGGCAUGAUAUUUUGGGUCAAGUUAAAAUUGUAAACAGAAUCUUACAAGAUCCUAAAAUGGAUUUAGAUGCAUCGGCUAGCAGCUUAGGGAGUCUUAUCACUUUUCUAGAAAAAUAUCGUACAAAUGGAUUUGAAAACGCCAAAUUGGUUGGAAUAGAAAUCGUUGAAUCUAUUGGUGGAACUGCUAACUUCAAGGAAAAAAGACCAAGAAAGAAAAAAAAAAUGUUUAACUACGAAAGUAACGAUGAAUAUACAAUUAGUUCAGAAGAAGAAUUUCGUCGUGAUUACUUUUUGAUUCUAAUUGACCGUGCUACUGAAGCAUUGAGAGUACGAUUUGAGUACCAGAGCACAUUUAACUCCAAUUUUGGAUUUUUGUACAGAAUUGGAAAACUUAAACAUCAAAAUGAUGAUUUUAUUAAAAAUUGUUGUAACGAUUUGCAAAACGUAUUGAGUGAAGGCAAUUCUAGAGAUAUAAAUGGUGCAGAUUUAUACAUGGAACUUCUUAUUUUUCGAAGUAUAGUAGACGAAAACGCAACACCUCUGCAGGCAUUAUCUUUUUUAAAAAACGUUUCUAGUUCAUUUCCAAAUAUAGAAGUGGCAAUUAGAAUAAUGCUCACCAUACCAGUUACAUCAGCUGGUGCUGAACGUUCAUUCUCUAAAUUGAAGCUGAUAAAAAAUUAUUUAAGAAGCAAUCUAUCACAGCAUAAGUUAUCGGACCUGGCCCUUAUCAGCAUCGAACAUAGUAUUGCCGAUUCUUUGAGCUACAAUGAGACAAUUGAUCAGUUUGCAUCAAAAAAAAUACGGAAAAAAAUAUUUAAAUAA
Messenger RNA from Macrosiphum euphorbiae (potato aphid), 1647 nucleotides. The record is from the annotation of a GenBank genome assembly. Lineage: Eukaryota; Metazoa; Arthropoda; Insecta; Hemiptera; Aphididae.